Molecule: messenger RNA, 7464 nt
Organism: Myxocyprinus asiaticus (Chinese sucker)
Lineage: Eukaryota; Metazoa; Chordata; Actinopteri; Cypriniformes; Catostomidae
Product: sal-like protein 1
Exons: 3
Coding region: 1-3642 (1213 amino acids)
Biological process (GO): regulation of transcription by RNA polymerase II
Cellular component (GO): nucleus
Molecular function (GO): RNA polymerase II cis-regulatory region sequence-specific DNA binding; DNA-binding transcription factor activity, RNA polymerase II-specific
Source: RefSeq, a predicted model, not a curated record
AUGUCCCGUAGGAAACAGGCAAAGCCACAGUAUGUUCACGUGGACGCGCAUCUCAUCGAUCAUCCUAUGGAAAACUUCCCCACCCCAACAUGUGACGUCCAUAUUUGUGAACAAUGCUGUGCUGAAUUUUGCGAUAUAACAGACCUCCAUCAACACCAGAAAGGCUGUUCAAAAGAUCAGUUAGUUCUAAUAGUAUGUGAUAAUGAAAGCCCAGACUCUUUACCUUCCAAUCACACUUCAAGUUUUUCAAUCUUCAAUUCUGAGGAGCAAGUGAAUGGUGCAGCAAGUGAUAACAAUACAGAGGAACUUUGUGACUUUUCUAAUGAUGGAACAUCAGAAGGAACUGAUGGAUCUAUAAACGUAUAUGAAAACAGCUGUUACGACAUUGCCACGAAGUCCCAUUCACAUCAUGAUAAUGGAAAUGAUGAUGCUGAUGGCUUUAGCUCAGCAUACACACCUGUCCUACCUCAAGAGAUUUCCUUAAUUGAGUUGGGUAAAUUAUCAGUCACUAAGAGCAAUGUCUUCAUUGAGAACCUAGAAAACACCAAGGUCGCUGUUGCUCAGUUCUCACAGGAAGCUAGUUUGUGUUCAAAGGCUAACUGCAAGAACACUAGCAACAGCAAAAUGGAUGCCUCUGGUCUGAUCAAGCAGCUGUUAGCUUUGCAGCAACAGCAGGUGCAGCAACUAAAACUAACUGAAGAAGUUCGACACCAGAUAAUCCUAUUAACAGCUCAAAAUUCUGACACACCUGUAGCCACAAACACUUGUGACGGUCUAUCAGGAAUCUCUCAAACCGGUUCACUGAUAAAACUCAGCUUUCACCUUUCUGAACAGCUCGCAGCAUCCGCUGGGCUAGCAGAAAAACUAGUAAGCAAGUCUGCUAAUAUUAGCUAUGCUAAAGUGUCUAAACAUAUUAUUUCACAGACCAACCAAGAUGGCUCAAGGAGUGAUAAAGGAAACUCACAAAUGACUGAUAAAAAAGGAGAUAACCAUAAACAGAAUGACAUUAAUGAAUAUGCAAACUCCUUGCCUAGUAUCGGGGCAAUUGUUGAGGACUUGAAUGCUUUGACUGCAUUAGCCCAGCAGAGGAAAGGAAAACCACUCAAUGUGACUUUAUUGGAACACAAAAAGUCAUCUGAAGAUUGUAUAUUUAAGCACAAAUGCAAGUUCUGUGCAAAAGUAUUUGGAAGCAAUAGCGCUUUGCAGACACACUUGCGGUCUCAUACUGGAGAGCGACCUUAUAAAUGCAACAUAUGCAGAAAUCGAUUUUCCACACGUGGAAAUCUCAAAGUCCACUUCCAGCUUCACAAGGAGAAGUAUCCUAACAAACAAAAGAAUCCUCAUCCAGUUCUAGAGCACUUAGACAAUGUUCCAAACAGCACAGGAAUUCCAUAUGGCAUGUCUCUACCUCUUGAAAAGCCUGUCCCUACCUGGCUGGAGGACAGACCUUUAGUGGGUUACUCUCUUGGCUUUAUGCUUCCAACAUCUUUGCCAAAUCUUCCACACAUCAUUAAAAAACAAGAAGAUGUGGUAUCAAUAACCAAAUCUCAUAGUCCUGUUGUCAAUGAAGUGUGUGAGAGAAAUAAUGGGCAAAAAGAGUGUGAGAUAAAUUAUGGGCAAAAAGAGGUAUUUAGAAGUAGCCCUCCUCUAAUUUCAUCUGAGAAAUUUCCAGAGGUUACACAAGCCUUGAGUGUUGCUACCUUUGUAAGCUCCUCAAAGAAAAGUUCAAGAGACCAUGUUGAUUCUGAUACCACUGUCAAUUCAAGCUUACAAAGUCAGCUAAAAUUGAAGCAGCUUGAAACCAGAUUUCUUUUGGGAGGUCUUCCAGAUCCUACAGGAGCCUCAGAGACUUUGAAGCUGGAGCAGUUGGUGGAGAACAUAGAUAAGAAGUCCUCCGACCCCAAUGAGUGUAUCAUCUGCCACCGGGUUCUUAGCUGCCAAAGUGCCCUUAAAAUGCACUACCGCACCCAUACUGGAGAAAGGCCAUUCAAAUGUAGAGUGUGUGGAAGAGCCUUCUCAAGCAAAGGCAAUCUCAAGACACACUUCAGUAUUCAUCGUUCCAUGCCAACCCUUAGAGUACAGCAUUCAUGCCCAAUAUGCCAAGAAAAGUUCACGAAUACAAUGGUACUACAGCAGCAUAUCCACAUGCACAUGGGUGGUCACAUCCCUAAUAUCCCACUGCAUGAGAACACCUGCUCGGUGCCCAUGGACCAGGACCCUGACUCUGUAGAAGAGAGGAACAUGGAAGUGGGUAGCUUCUCUAAUGAAAACAUAGCAUUUAUGGAAGCUGUAUCGGAUUCUAAGUGCUCAGACUCAUUACCAGACAGUUUAUCAUCUUCUCCUGCUUCUUCUGACUUUGCCAAAGCAACUGGAUCAGAGAGUCAGAUGACUAUCUCACAUGUGGAUGACCUGUCAGACAACAGGUUGAAAACUAUGGAGAAUGGAUCAAUGGAUAGAGACUACUUAACCUAUACAUCAUCUUCACUAAAUGGGAACCUUGGUGGUCAAAGCAGAAAAAUUUCAAUCCUCACUGAGACUCCAUCCUCUUGGGAACCCUCCUCUCCCAAUGGCUCUGUUUUUAAAAUACAUGGAUACACUAAAACUAACAGAAACAUGAUAUCUGCUGAACCAAAUGGCUCAAGUCUUUCACCGCCAAAUCUUACAGAGUUCAAACUACUAGAUGGAACAUCUGAAGAUGUCCCAAAAGACAGCAUGACCAUGAUUUUACCUUUCUGUGAGCGAGGAUCCCUGAAAAACAAUAUUUGUGAUAUCUGCAACAAGACGUUUGCUUGUCAAAGUGCUUUGGACAUUCACUAUCGAAGUCACACCAAAGAGCGCCCGUUUGUCUGCACUGCAUGCAACCGAGGGUUCUCAACCAAAGGUAACCUUAAACAGCACAUGCUCACCCACCAGAUGCAAGACUUACCUUCACAGUUGUUUGAGCCUGCAAAUCAGAUCCGGAUUUUUCCACCAAUUCAGUUUCUACCCACCACUGAGCCAAUCAUUACCUCAAAACGAAUCAGACACAAUAGGAUCAUUGAAAAAGAUUCUAAAGAUUCUGCAGCAGGUAUAGAUAGUGCUUCAGCUUCUACAAUACUCACUCUCUCUACUUCAAAAUUAACAGCAGCACCACUUCGACGAACAGCUAAACAGCACUUCUGCCACACUUGUGGGAAGACUUUCUCUUCUUCAAGUGCAUUGCGAAUUCACGAGAGAACCCACACCGGUGAGAAACCCUUCGCCUGCAACAUAUGUGGACGUGCAUUUACCACAAAAGGAAAUUUGAAGGUUCAUAUGGGAACCCACAUGUGGAGCAGUUCUCCAGCCAGACGAGGUCGCAGGCUUUCUGUUGAUGGCACUACCAUGAAAGAUGUUGUGGGCAGAGUGAAUAAUGGGGACUCCAAAGGCCUCUGGAGUCAGUAUGCCUCUCUCACUAGUGGUUUGGCUAUUAGAACAAAUGAAAUACCAUUAAUUAAACAUUGUGGCAUACCUCACUUGUCGAUUUCUGCAGGGCACCUGGAAAGCUUAGAAAAAUUGCAACUUAACAGGAAAUUACCUUGGCUUCAGAGUUUUAGUGAAGAUGGAACAAAUUUUCUCUUCAAGCAAUUGGUUGAGGACAACAAAACAGCAGUGACAGAUUGAAUUUCAUUGUUCUUUUUGGGAUGCAAUCCCAUAUACAUUCUAAUAUUAUGCAAUUCCAUAGGUAUGUGAUUUGAUAAGUAUUUUUGUUUGAGGGUAGUAUAUUGGGUUCCCAUUUAGUCGUUUCACUUGGUACAACACAUUGACUAUGGGAUAUUGUACUCUUGCAGAGAUACACUGAAGACACCUCUAUUCAUGCCUGAAAGGCAAUUGGUGCACAGUGAUGCCAGGUAGUCCCGCCCAUCUGGCAGGCAUAUAAAUACAGUCACCAACUACAUUCCCAUUGUUCUUUAGCUUUUCACUGCACUGCGAGAACACCUCACGCUCAUAGUUGUUAGUUUUAAAUGAGCAGCCCAAAACCAAGCACUAAAAUGCCUACAUUUCACCCCUGUCCUAUGGCAUGUGGGUUUGUAAUCUUCGAAAGAGAUACUCACAAGGCUUGCCCAGUGUGUCUCGGCAUAGCACACCAGGUCGGCUCUGACACAGCCCCAUGAAUGUGCACAUCGUUGCCUGCUUCAUUGCUCCGCUUUCGAAAGGCGUGUGAUUCCGCUCAGUGAAGUCAUAAAUAGGCAUGACCCCCACCUUUAGGCUUUUGCAGACUACAAUCUGUCUGAUAUGGAUGCACCGGAUUCCAUGACGAGCUGGGCUUACAGGGCUGGCACACUAACUGAGUUUGACGUGAUGUAAACUGGUGUGGGAGAGGGGUAUUGUAAUGAUUACAUGGAGUUUGACUCGUAUGAACGCGGGGCUGCAUAUUAGGAGAAUGUCACCAGUCUGGCCAGCAUAGUGGACCCUUUUCUGUCACUGUAACAUUGAGCAGCAGAUGCCCUGUCUGUGGAGUGGCCUGUUCCCCCUCCAACAGUAAAAAGACAUGGUUUGGGGGGGGGGUGGUAUUAUCUUUCCCCAGUUUCCGACUCCUCUUAUUCUCUGACUUCGAAGCAGAGCUUACUUCAAGCUGAAACAAGCCAAUGUCCCCUCCGCCGUUGGUCCCGGGAUUCAAUAAAUAUGUGGAUUUUGACUGUGCAACAGAAGCAGGGUUAGUCUCGCCGCUGCCUAUGGAGCAUUCUCUUGCUGUGCACUUAGCCCCUGCCCAAAAUAGUGGCAUUGUGGGUGCACCUACUCUUCCCUCUGGUCCAUACAGUUUUUUGUACAAGCAGCUGUCCAAAGUGUACACUGCUCAAUGACAUAGCUCUGUGACCUUGUUGCAGACCUAUCAGGUGAUGCAUUUAUGUGAGCUUGACAAGUCUGCGGGAAGAACUGUGAGGACACACUCUGCGAAACUUGGGCUACAGCCGACCACUUUCUCUAUACAGUGAGAUGUUCGGUGGUGUCGUUGGGAAGCGCUAUGGCCAGCAUGGUUAUGACACAGUGGCACCUCUGCUUGACACUUGUGACUUUGCCUGAAGGUGAUCAUAACGCUUUCUGAGUGCCCCAUUUUCCGUGUCCAGCCUUUUUAGUGACAUGUAGAAGGCCUUCUAGGCUCGUUUUGAGGACAUGAAGAAAAGAGCGUAGUCACUGAAGGAUGCCAUGCCACAUAGGGUAGUGGUGAGGCAGUUCUAAAGGAGUAAAUUACUCCUCUCCUCAGCAAGCAGGCAAUUAGCCCUGUCCAGAAAUCAAGCAUGAAUGUGGGUUUUUACAGCCGAUAUUUCCUUGUCCCAAAGACAGAGGAUUGCAUCCUAUUGUGGACCUAAGAAUGUUGAACAAACUUGCAAGUGUACAAGUUCAAAAUGCUCACACCUCAUCAGGUAUUACACUCGCCAUCACAAUUGGUUCAUGUCAAUCAAUCUGACAUAUGCUUUCUUUCAUAUAGCAGUUCACCAAGGUCACAGAGGUUUGCUUUCGAGGUAAAACUAUACAAAUUUCAUGUCCUUCCAUUCGACCUGUCUUUGUCACACCACGUUCAUAAACUUUAAUGCCACUGCGUUGUCAGGGUGUGAGUAUUCUACCAUACAUAGAUGACUGUCACACAUGAAUGCCUUGGCUAGACACAUACAGGCUCUGUGAUUUUCUAUAAAUCUCAAAAUGUUUGUCCUAUUUCCUUGCCAACAAAUUACAUUUCUUGGAAUGGAGCUCGACUACACUUGCAACAGAGCUUAUCUUUCGUGACAGAGAGAAGCUGCAUGUCACAAUUGUCUUUCUCUUUUUGAGCUGGGGAAUAAGCUGCACUUUAGCGUGUUUGUGCACUUGCUCUGCGGAUGGCCUCUAUGAUCUUGAUAGUCAAGCUGGGCCUUCGGUUUUCAGUGCUGGAUUCUGUCCAGUCGGGGUGUGGUCGGCCACAUCUGGAAUUAUUAGCAGUUUUUCUAGACCUAAAACAUUUUCUCUCAUAAUGAGAGGCCAACAUAUUCUGAUGCAAACGGACAACACAACAGUUGUGUGAUAUAUAAACAAACAAGGGGGAAGGCGGUCCCUCAGUCUAUUACGGCUGUCUCGCAUGCUUUUGAAGUGGUACGACAAACAUCUGCUAUCUCUCAGAGCGACACAUAUGCUGGGUCACCUGAACGCAGGGGGGAAUAGCGUAUUCACACCGAGGUGGUUUCUCAGAUUUGGCAUUUCACCCUCUACAGUGCACAAUAUAGUUAAAAGAUUCAAGGAAUCUGGUCAAAUCUCGGUGCGUAAAGGGCAAGACAAAAAACAUUUCUGAAUGCACGUAAUCUCUGAUCCCUCAGACAUCACUGUUUUAAAAAACGUCAUUCAUCUGCAAUGGAUAUCAUGAACAUGGGCUUGGGAUAACAUUAGUAAACCUUUGUUAGUCAACACCACUUGCUGCUGCAUCCACAGACUUUACUAUGCAAAGCAGAAGCCCUACAUCAACAAUGUCCAGAAGCGCUGCCUACUUCUCUGGGCUCGGUCUCAUCUUAGAUGGAAAGUAGAACAGUGGAACUGUGUUGAGGUGUGGAAUUGCCAGAGGAAGUGCAUGCACACUCAACUCAUGGCAUGACUACUUGUGGGCACUGUUAAAAGGGGUUUCUGUGUAGGACAUUUGUGUGGUGGUCAGUUGGGCUUCACCGCAGUCUUUUCUGCAACAUUGUAAUUUGGACAUCAUGGCAGCCUUAUUCUGUCCUUUUGGGGGGGAUCUGAGUGCUUAUACGCAUUGACUUGUAUUGUAGGAAUUAUUCACCCCAGUAAGUCAUUCAGACUUUUCUUAAUUAUCCAAUUUGGUGUUUUUCUGGCUUCACAAGGCAUGAAUAUAUGUCCCAUAGUCAAUGUGUUGUACCGAGUGAACCGUCUGAAUAGGAACGUAAAGUUAUGCAUAUAACUAUUGUUCCCAGAAGGAGGGAAACAAGGUACAACACCUCACAGGAUGACUUUGCAGUUGCUACAGUGCAGAGCCUAUUUGAUUGAUGGGAAUGAUGCAGGCUAAGGUAUUUAUAUACCUGCCGGGUAGGCGGGAAUACCCGCCAUUGCCAUGCAUCAAUUUCUUUUCAGGUGUGAAUAGAGGUGUCUUCGGUGUGUUGAACCUUGUUUCCCUCCUUCUGUGAACAUUGGUUAUAUGUAUAACUUUACAUUAUAGUGAAAUGAAAAUGUACUGUUGUGAACCUUGUUACCUAGUCAUGUACCUAUGUUACCUAGCCGAGACAAGUGUGUGAAUUAGUAUUAAUAAUGUUGGCUUGACACAGCCAACAUGCUGUAAUUCUAGAGACAUGUUUUAGGGGUUUUCAAAAAUCUCUAAACAAAGACCAAAAUUAAUUAAAGGAAUAGUUCACCCAAAAAUUCUCAUUAAUCACUUACUCUGAUGCCAUCCCAGAUGUGUAUGACAGUCUUUCUUCAGCAAAACACAAAUGAAGAUUUUCAGAGGAAGAUAGAGCUCUGUCAGGUCCUUAUAAU